UGUGCCUGGGCCACUGACCAAGAAUAUACAUAACCCUUCCCCUCGAACCUCUUGACCUCUAAUCUCCUCCACCAUCAUCUCGACUCUUUCACUUCGCAAUCCUUUCAAUUGCUUCUUCUCCAUCUUGAACUAUUGAUCUCACUCGACAUCACUUGGAUAUAAAGGAGUUUUCACUUCUCUGCCUCUUGGGUUAAUCCCUUCACACACCAACGACUCUUCCUUCUCAUCAAUCACAUACACCACUGCAGCCAUGGACUCCGAUUCUUGGGCUCACUCUUUCUGCCUCGCUUGCGACAAGCAGGUCCAAUCAUCAACUGAUGCCUACUGCUCUGAGUCUUGCAGACUGGCCGACUUCGAGAAGACCUCAACAACAAGCUCUCAGGCCAGCUCACCCGGCCUCGCUUCUCCUCCUUGCCAAUGGUCAUCGAAAUCCUCCAGCUCGGGCUUCUACCUGUCCCCCGCCUACGAUUUCUCCAACGCAAAGCCAUACGGAUCAAGGCACAUGAGCCAACCUACCUUCAAGCCUUACGGCACUGAACAGUCAACUAUCCGAUCCCUCACUCCCUCGAGCUCCCACAGCAGCCUCUGCUCCAUGCAAAGUACCUCAACAACAGGAGAGUCAAGUCAACUGUCAGACAAGGCGAGGAAGGAACUCCGAGCGUACGCAGUGUCCUUCGACAAUGUGAGGACUCAGCGAAGGCGAUCAUACUAAGCACGAUACCACAACGACUUCACUCAUCCACAUGCAACCUCACCUAAACAUCACCUAAAAACUUAUCAUCACGCAACUCAUUCAACAUCUACAACAUCAAACGCAUCAACGAAACCUCAACUCACACUUCACGCCUUUUUUCUUUUAUCUUCAUCGAAGAAUCUGUUUGUACCAAAGACGGGCAUUACACCGGAGCACUGCAUUAAAAAAAAAGUUUGUUUUACAUCGA
Fusarium oxysporum Fo47 is the source of this 941-nucleotide messenger RNA. RefSeq lists its product as uncharacterized. Bases 251 to 712 code for a protein of 153 amino acids. The record is from RefSeq and is a predicted model, not a curated record. Lineage: Eukaryota; Fungi; Ascomycota; Sordariomycetes; Hypocreales; Nectriaceae. The transcript has a single exon.